UUUUCCACUUGGUAUUCAAUCCGGUACCCAGUUGCCAAACCAGACAGAACCACAAGCGGGAGAGCGAGCGAGGUAGCUGGACAGUGGGGAGAGAAAGAGAAGGGGAGAGACACACACAUUUGGGGUGUCUUCUCGUGGUUGAAGCUUGACUAAACAAAUGGAGAAGAGGAAAAAAGGGUCCUCCUUGGAACUGAGGCUGAUGGUGGUCGGCAGUAGCGGACCAUCUCAGUUCCAGCUGACCAACGCUAUCCUGGGAAGGGAGGAGUUCCCCAAGGACACUACAAGCGUCUCUGGCAGCCGGAAGAUUUUGGGGGAGCUGGCGGGGCGACGGGUUGCCGUGAUCAGCGCCCCAAACCUCUAUGAUAAGGACAUAUCUCGUGUCAAGAGGAAGAUGGAGCUGAGGAGGUCCAAGUGCCUGUCGGUGCCCGGGCCCCACGCCUUCCUGGUGGCCUUCGACAUGGAGAAAAUCUCGCCGAACGACAUCAGGACCCCGCAGCUCAUGAUGAAACGUUUUGGAAGACGCUGUUUUAGACACUGCAUCGUCCUGCUCGCCUAUGACAGGAACCCGGACGGUGCCGCAUUGGAGGGUACGGUGCAGAACAGCGACUGGCCCUUGAGGCAUCUGAUCGAGGACUUGGGCGGCCGCUUUUAUAUUUGUAACAAGGACUGGCGGGACCGCAGCCGCGAGCAGGAGCUCCUGCAGAAGAUCGAGUGGAUGGUGGCCUCCCUGGGCGGCGCCUGCUUCUCCAGCGGAACCUUCCAGAAAGCCGAGCGCAGCGUGAAGAAGGAGGAGAAGAGGCUCAUGAAGAAGAUGGCGGCGGAUAACGAGAAGGCGUGGAGUGACCUGGAGAAGAAGUACCUGUCGGAUGAGUUGUACCAGCGCAAAGACGCCCACACGGCCAGCGUGAGCGCCAAGAUUAGGGCCAAGGCGGAAGUGGACAACGGCUGGCUAAGGACGUCCCUGGCGAGGGGGGUGAGCUCGGGCAUGGUGGCAGGGGCCGUCAUGGGGGCCCUGGUGGGCUCUAUAGAGGGCCCGGGAGGGAUGGUGCUGUACGGCGUCAUCGGCGGGGCGGUGGGCGCGUCGGCGGGCGGUGCCGCUCAGGUGGCCACGAAGCACAUGGAGGACAGAGUGGCGCCUCCCGCCAGACUCAACUUCAACUCCAUCUUCAUCAAUCGCUUCUUCGCCACGCCGCGGCCCUGACAGCAGGCCCCAACAUUACGAGCACCUGCACAAUCUAAUGUCCUGCAAUGCUAAUGUUCUACCUCUUCCAAACAAUUCUGUUUGACUUUUAAAGUAUUAAAAUAUAAUUAAUAUUGAAAGUUUUUGUAUUCGAUUGUGUGGCUACACCUAAUGAACUGUCCUGCACGGG
This is a messenger RNA of Phyllopteryx taeniolatus (common seadragon), 1370 nucleotides long. Its product is annotated as GTPase IMAP family member 9. The transcript is spliced from 2 exons. Gene Ontology annotation, molecular function: GTP binding. The coding region runs from base 158 to 1201 and encodes 347 amino acids. NCBI's taxonomy places the organism in Eukaryota, Metazoa, Chordata, Actinopteri, Syngnathiformes, Syngnathidae. The record is from RefSeq and is a predicted model, not a curated record.